Molecule: messenger RNA, 1451 nt
Organism: Rhododendron vialii
Lineage: Eukaryota; Viridiplantae; Streptophyta; Magnoliopsida; Ericales; Ericaceae
Product: protein TAPETUM DETERMINANT 1-like
Exons: 3
Coding region: 139-789 (216 amino acids)
Biological process (GO): cell fate determination
Source: RefSeq, a predicted model, not a curated record
AUAUUCGUAACAAGUACCAGUGUCUGAUCCUUGAGGCCUGAUCAGCCUAAUGCGUGUUGUUAGGGUUCCGAAAAUACCAUUUCGACUUUAAACUCUUGGAUCCGAUCGUGUUUUCGUUUGCUUUUAGAAGAUUAAUCGAUGCUUCGUUUCGCAGCUUUCUUAUCUAGGGCUCGUUCUUGUCAUGAGUUUACGAUGAACUUGGCCGUGCGUGAUUUUUGUGCUGCUAUUAUGAUGAGAAGUGCUCCAUCGUCAAGGCGGCUAACUAUCGCGUUAAUUGCGGCGAUAUUUGCGGUUGGAUUACUGACGACGAUUACAUAUCAUAAUACAGGUCUGCGCCUUGGUCAUGGUUCCGUGGAGGAGAGUCGAGUCGCUUCCGAGGGAAGUACCGCCGCUACGAUCUCUAUUCCGCAUCGUAAACUCCUCCGUCGCGCAACUGAUGAUCAAGAAGAACAAGAAGUGAAGCCAAGCCGUAUAUGGGGAGAUAGAAAAUGUUCAACUUCCGACAUAGUAAUUAACCAGGGCCCCACAUCACCCCUUCCAAGCGGCAUACCCACGUACACGGUGGAGAUCAUGAACGUGUGCGUCACCGGCUGCGACAUCUCCGGCAUCCACCUCAGCUGCGGCUGGUUCAGCUCCGCCCGCCUCAUCAACCCUCGCGUCUUCAAGCGCCUCCGUUACAACGACUGUCUUGUCAACGCCGGCAGGCCUCUCGUCAGCGGCCGCACCGUGUCGUUCCAAUACGCCAACACCUUCCGUUACCCGCUCUCUGUCUCCUCCGUUAUCUGCUGAUGGUAAUACCGAUAUAGUACUCCAAUUAAGCGUAAAGCCUUAAAGUAGGACUUAUUACUAAUGGGACAUGCUUUGGACACAUAUAUCCGGAAACAAAUAUGUCCGCGACUUACUAUACAAAAUGAGUGUGCAUUUCACUGAAGUCAUGUGAAAUCCACGUGCAUCGAACUAGUUCGGAUACCCGUAGCACUGUUCCUUACUAAUACAACUUCCAACGUAUUUUUUGUUGGUCUUGCUUACAGCUGCAUGUUGAUGCUGAUGGGAAACCUCUACACUAAAAAUGAACAAAUUAGGAAACAUGAGAUAGAUUCUUGUUUCUGUAUUUGUAUAUCGAUAUAAAUGGAGGAGAGAGAAAGUACAAUAGUAGGCUAGUAGCCAUGGCCAUGUGGCCAAUGGACCGUGCAUGUGGGUGCAGGGUUUAUCAUCUGAGUGGCUGAAUGAGAUGGAGUAAUCACUUUCUCAUCAUCUUAAAAUUUGUUGGGCUUGUGUAUAUAGAAGACUAAUGGAACGAUUCUAUUUCUGGUUACUGAUGUGGGGUUGAACCUGUGCAAUUGGAACCUUUUGUUUGUAUAGUUCUUUUUUCUGUGAUGAUGUGACGAUGACUUGGAAAGAAAUGAUUCUGCGAUUAUAUGCAUGGUAAGGAAUGAAAUUGGAACCUUUUU